Molecule: messenger RNA, 9209 nt
Organism: Phyllostomus discolor (pale spear-nosed bat)
Lineage: Eukaryota; Metazoa; Chordata; Mammalia; Chiroptera; Phyllostomidae
Gene: CNTRL
Product: centriolin
Exons: 45
Coding region: 211-7227 (2338 amino acids)
Molecular function (GO): protein binding
Source: RefSeq, a predicted model, not a curated record
CGCGCUGCCCCCAGGCAACCGGCACAACACAACAAAAUGGCUGCUGUGCCGCUAGGCACCUGAAGGGAACGACAGGGGCAUCUCCGCCCGGCCUUGUCCCACGGGCCGCUCGGCUCGUCUUCUCAGCACUGAGUGCCAGGUGCGGUCGAAGGUGUUCUCCGGCAUCCUGAGACGGAACGGUUUUGGUGGACUCUUGGCUUUUUUCUUGCAAUGAGGAAGGGCUCUCAGCAAAAAAUUUCCAAACCAAAGAUGCCGUCAUCAUCUAUGGCCAAUAUGAGAUCUAGGUCACUCUCACCAUUAGGAGGAUCUGAGAUUCUGCCUUUUCAUUCUGGAGGACAGCGGUGUAAGCAAGUCGGGAUUGCAGGUGAAAACACUAUACUUUUGGACUACCAAGACCAUAAAGAAGCUGACUCACAUGCAGGAGUCCGAUAUAUUACAGAGGCCCUUAUUAAAAAACUUACUAAACAGGACAAUUUGGCCUUGGUAAAAUCUCUGAACCUUUCACUUUCUAGAGAUGGUGGCAAGAAAUUUAAGUAUAUCGAAAAUUUGGAAAAAUGUGUUAAACUUGAAGUACUGAAUCUCGGCCAUAACCUAAUAGGGAAGAUUGAGAAGCUGGAUAAACUGUUAAAAUUACGUGAACUCAACUUAUCGUAUAACAAGAUCUGCAAAAUUGAAGGCAUAGAGAAUAUGUAUAAUCUACAAAAGCUAAACCUUGCAGGAAAUGAAAUUGAACAUAUUCCAGUAUGGUUUGGGAAGAAGUUGAAAUCUUUGCGAGCUCUCAAUCUGAAAGGCAACAAGAUAUCAUCGCUUCAAGAUAUAAGCAAGUUGAAACCACUUCAAGAUUUGACUUCUCUGAUCCUAGUUGAAAAUCCAGUUGUUGCCCUUUCUCAUUACUUCCAGUUUACCAUUUUUCACCUCCGUUCACUGGAAAGCUUGGAAGGUCAGCCGGUAACCACUCAGGACAGACAGGAAGCUUUUGAGAGAUUCAGUUUGGAAGAAGUAGAAAGACUAGAAGGAGACCUGGAAAAAAAGAUAAUGGAAAUUGAAGAGCUUAAAAGCAAACAAACAAAGUUCCUGGAAGAAAUUAAAAAUCAAGAUAAAUUGAACAGAUCAUUAAAAGAGGAGGCCGUGUUACAAAAACAGAGUUGUGAGGAGCUAGAAAGUAACCUAAACACGAAAAAUGAAUUGCCCUUGUCUUGGUUUCUUGCAGACCUUUUUCUGCCAAUUCUUUUUUCUUCCUUAAAGCUAAAACAAAAGACCAUGGAACUAACGCGAGCAUGUCAGAAACAGUAUGAGCUGGAACAGGAAUUGGCCUUUUAUAAAAUUGAUGCUAAAUUUGAGCCACUAAAUUACUAUCCAUCAGAGUAUGUUGAAGUCGAUAAAACCCCAGAGGAAAGCCCCUAUAUUGGUAAAUCCAGAUACAAGAGGAAUAUGUUCACCAGAGAGAGUUACAUUAUCGAUAAAGCCCAGCCCAUAGAGAUCAAGAAGAUGGAGCCAAAUGAGGGGCAACAACCUAGAAACGGGCAGAAGAACUUGAGAGCCCACACGCCACCGGACAUACAACUGGAAGACAAAGAAAGAAAAAUACAUGCAGCACAAACUCGACUCUCAGAGCUGCAUGAUGAAAUAGAAAAGGCAGAACAACAAAUCUUAAGAGCUACUGAAGAAUUUAAGCAACUGGAAGAAGCUAUACAGCUUAAAAAAGUUUCAGAAGCAGAGAAAGACCUUCUUUUCAAGCAGUUGAGUGGUAGGAUACAACUUCUAAAUAAACUACGCCAAGAAGCUCUGGAUCUAGAAAUGCAGAAGGAUAAGCAAAGGCAAGAAAUUGCUGAAAAACAGAAGGAGAUCCAGGACUUGCAAAUGGUCCUAGAUAGCUUGGAUUCUGAAGACCCAAAACAUUGCCAUAUGAAGGCUCAGAAAAGGGGUAAAGAACAACAGCUUGACAUUAUGAACAAGCAGUACAAACAACUUGAAGGCCGUUUGGACGAGAUACUCUCUAGAAUUGCUAAAGAAACUGAAGAGAUUAAGGACCUUGAACAACAGCUUACUGAAGGCCAGAUAGCAGCAAAUGAAGCCCUGAAAAAGGAUUUAGAAGGUGUUAUCAGCGGGUUGCAAGAAUACCUGGAGACUAUCAAAGGCCAGGCAACUCAAGCUCAGAAUGAGUGCAGAAAGCUACAAGAAGAGAAGGAGACAUUGCUGCAGAAACUGACAGAGGUUGAGCAAGAGAGGGACCAACUGGAAAUAGUUGCCAUAGAUGCAGAAAAUAUGAGGAAGGAGCUUGCAGAGCUAGAAAGCGCCCUCCAGGAGCAGCAUGAGGUGAAUGCAUCCCUGCAGCUGACCCACGGAGAACUCAGUGCCUAUGAGGUUGAGCUAGAGGCUCAGCUAAAAAUACGAGAUGCUGAAGCCAACCAGCUCAAGGAAGACUUGGAAAAACUAACAAGGCUCAGCCAGUUAGAACAAUUAGCCCUUCAAGCAGAACUUGAGAAGGAAAAGCAAGCCCUCAAGAAUGCCCUCGGAAAAGUCCAGUUCUCAGAAGAAAAGAACCAAGAAAAUAGGGAGCUCCGCACGCAACUUAAACAGCUGCAGGAUGACAAUAACCUGUUAAAACAGCAACUUAAAGAUUUCCAGAAUCACCUUAACCGUGUGGUUGAUGGUUUGAUUCGUCCGGAAGAAGUGGCAGCUCGUGUUGAUGAGCUACGGAGAAAUCUGAAAUCAGGAGCAGGGGAAAUGAGAAGCUGUAGUCCUUCAGAUGUCUUAGGGAAAAGUCUUGCUGACUUGCAGAAACAAUUCAGCGAAAUCCUUACAUGCUCCCAGUGGGAAAGAGAGGAAGCACAAGUGAGAGAGAGAAAACUCCAAGAAGAAAUGGCUCUGCAACAAGAGAAACUGGCAAACGGACAAGAAGAGUUCAGGCAGGCCUGUGAGAGAGCCCUUGAAGUGAGAAUUAAUUUGGAUAAGAGGCAACACGAAGCAAGGAUCCAGCAGUUGGAGAAUGAAAUUCACUAUUUGCAAGAAAAUCUAAAAAGCAUGGAGGAAAUCCAAGGUCUUACAGAUCUCCAACUUCAAGAAGCUGAUGAAGAGAAGGAGAGAAUUCUGGCCCAACUCCAAGAGUUAGAGAAAAAGAAGAAACUUGAAGAUGCCAAAUCUCAGGAGCAGUUCCUUGGUUUAGAUAAAGAAUUAAAGAAACUAAAGAAAGCUGUGGCUGCCUCUGAUAAGCUAGCCACAGCUGAGCUCACCAUUGCUAAAGACCAGCUGAAGUCCCUUCAUGGAACUGUUAUGAAAAUUAACCAGGAACGAGCAGCGGAGUUGCAGGCAACGGAGAGGUUCAGCAGAAAGGCAGCACAGGCGGCCAGGGAUCUGACCCGAGCGGAAGCAGAGAUCGAACUCCUGCAGGAUCUUCUCAGGGAUAAAGAGGAGCAGUUUCACAUUGAGAUGGAGAAGGCAGAUACAGGCACUAGAGGAGCAGACUCACAGGUGCUGGAAAUCGAGAAGCUGAGUGAGACCAUGGAGAGACAAAGGACAGAGAUCGCGAGGCUGCGGAAUUUACUGGACCUCACUGGCCCUGAUAACAAAGGAAGCUUUGAAAAUGUUCUGGAAGAAAUUGCUGAACUUCGACGCGAAGUUUCUUAUCAGAAUGAUUACAUCAGCAGCAUGGCAGAUCCUAUCAGAAGACGGGGCUAUUGGUACUUUAUGCCUCCACCGCCAUCGUCAAAAGUUUCCAGCCACAGUUCACAGGCUACCAAGGACUCUGGUGUUGGCCUGAAGUACACAGCCUCAACUCCUAUUAGAAAACCACCUGCCUCAGGAUACUGGGUUUAUUCUCCCAUCCAGAGUGGGUUACGUAAAUCGUUUUCAAAGAGAGAUGCGGACAGUGGAGGAAAUAGCCCAGAAGAGAGCGACCUGGAUGACCCAGAGGACCACCGAUUUGUGCCUCCUCCUGGAUAUAUUAUGUACACCGUGUUUCCUGAUGGCUCUCCCGUGCCCCAGGGCAUGGCCCUGUACGCACCACCUCCUCCCUUGCCCAACGAUAGCCAACCUCUCACCCCUGGCACCAUUGUUUAUGGCCCGCCUCCUGCUGGGGUUCCCACCGUUUGUGGACCUCCACCCCCCAACUUCUCCAUCCCCCUUAUCCCUAUAGGCAUGCUGCAUUGCAACGUCCCAGAACACCAUAACUUAGAGAGUGAAGUUUCUAGAUUAGAAGACAUAACACAGCAUUUAAAAUCAAAGAAAUGGGAACAGUGGAUGAGAGUAUCCAAGCGGCAGCCUGAGAAAGAAAUGGAAGAACUACAUCGUAAUAUUGAUGGUCUCUUGCAAGAGAAGAAAGACUUAGAGCAUGAAGUACAAGAAUUACAUAGAACUAUCCAGAAGCAUCAACAGCGAAAAGACUUCAUUGAUGGAAAUGUGGAGAGUCAUAUAAAUGAACUGGAAAUAGAAAAAUCAUUCCAACACCAUGAAGAUAUUGCAGGUGAAAUUGAGUGCAUUGAGAAAACCCUUCUGAAACGUCGAAUAGAACUCAGGGAAGCUGACCGACUGCUGGCAGAGGCUGAGAGUGAACUUUCAUGCACAGAAGAGAAAACAAAAAAUGCUGUGGAAAAGUUCACCGAUGCCAAGAGAAAUUUAUUGCAAACCGAAAAAGAUGCUGAGGAAUUAGAAAGGAGAGCUCAGGAAACUGCUAUUAACCUUGUCAAAGCCAACCAGCAACUCAGAUUGAUCCAGGAUGACACAAAGGAUUUGGAGCAGCACAAAAGUGAACAAGAAGAAAUCCUGAAAGAAAUAAGCAGAGUUGUUGCAGCAAAAGACUCAGACUUCCAGUGUCUAAACAAGAAGAAGGAAAAACUGACUGAGGAGCUACAGAAACUACAAAAAGACAUCGAGACUGCAGAACGCAAUGAGGAUCACCACCUGCAGGUCCUUAAAGAGUCGGAGGCCCUCCUGCAGGCCAAGAGAGCCGAGCUGGAGAAGCUGAAAAGCCAGGUGACGGCUCGGCAGCAGGAGAUGGCGGUCUUGGACAGGCAGUUAGGGCAUAAAAAGGAGGAGCUGCACCUACUCCAAGAAAGCAUGGUCCAGGCCAAAGCUGACCUCCAGGAAGCUCUGAGUCUGGGCGAAACUGAGGUAGCUGAGAAGUGCAGUCAUAUUAGGGAAGUAAAAUCUCUUCUGGAAGAACUGAGUUUUCAGAAAGGAGAACUGAAUGUGCAGAUUAGUGAAAAAAAAACUCAACUUACUCUCAUAAAGCAGGAAAUUGAAAAAGAAGAAGAAAAUCUUCAGGUAGUUUUAGGGCAAAUGUCUAAACAUAAAACUGAACUAAAGAAUAUUCUGGACAUGUUGCAACUUGAAAACAAUGAGCUACAAGGCUUGAAGCUACAACAUGACCAAAAAAUGUCUGAGUUAGAGAAGACUCGGGUUGAAAUGCUGGAGGCAAAACUGGAGUUAGAGAAUUUGCAGCAGGCAGCCCUGCGACAGAAGGGGGAAACGGAGUGGCAGAAGCAGCUCCUCGAGAGGGACAGACGGGAAAUAGAGCGGAUCACUGCUGAGACCCGAGCGUCACAGUCCUGUGUUGAGUCUCUGUGCAAAGAAAAGCAAGAUCUCAAAGAGGAAUGUGACAGCUGGGAAAAGAAGGUGGCACAAACCAAACGGGUUUUAGCAGCUACAGAAGAAAAGAGCAAAAUGGAGCAAUCAAACUUAGAGAAGCUGGAAUUGGGUGUCAGAAGGCUGCAGCAGGAACUAGACCGAUCGAACCGAGACAAGCUCUCCCUGCUGACGGACGUGGCAGCGGCGCAGCAGCAGCUCCGAGAAAAACGAGAGGCACUAAACUCACUACAGGAAGAACUAGCUGAUGUUCAAGACCAUUUGAACCUAACAAAACAGGACCUGCUCCACGCCACCAAGCAUAAGGAUGCACUGCUCAGUGAGCAGACCAGGCUCCAGAGGGACAUUAGUGAGUGGACAAAGCAGUACGAAGACUGCCUGAGAGAAGGGGAGGCAAAGCAGCAGCAGCUUCAAGUGCUCCAGAGUGAGAUUGAAGAAAACAAAGCCAAACUAGCCCAACAAGAAAUGAUGUUUCAAAAACUCCAGAAAGAGCAAGAAAGUGAAGAAAAAAAAUUAGAAGCCAGUAAAGUGACACUGAAGGAGCAGCAGCACCAGCUGGAAAAUGAAUUAACAGACAAGAAGAGCAAACUGGACCAGGUGCUCGCAAAGCUGUCGGUGGCAGAAGAGCGUGUCAGGACCCUGCAGGAAGAGGAAAGGUGGAGUGAGGCCCUGGAGAAGUCGCUCUCCCAAACCCAACAACAGCUUUCAGAACGGGAACAGCAAUUAAUGGAAAAGUCAAAUGAGCUGCUGGCUCUCCAGAAAGAGACAGACUCUAUGAGGGCAGACUUCAGCCUCUUGCGGAACCAGUUCUUGACAGAGAGGAAGAAAUCUGAGAAACAGGUUCUCAGCCUGAAGGAAGCACUUAAGGUCCAGCGGAGCCAGCUGGAGAAAAAUCUUCUUGAGCAAAAGCAGGAGAACAGCUGCAUGCAGAAGGAAAUGGCAACGAUCGAACAGGUGGCCCAGGACAACCACGAACGGGCCAGGCGCCUGAUGAAGGAGCUCAACCAGAUGCAGCACGAGUACACGGAGCUCAAGAAACAGAUGGCAAACCAAAACGACUUGGAGAGAAGACAAAUGGAAAUCAGUGAAGCAAUGAGGACGCUGAAAUCCGAAGUGAAAGAUGAAAUCAGAACCAGCCUAAAGAACCUUAAUCAGUUUCUUCCAGAACUACCCCCAGAUCUGGAAGCUGUUUUGGAAAGGAGUGAAAACCUAGGAGGAGGGUUGGAAAGCUUGAAAGAGAACUUUCCAUUCACCGUGAGUGAGAGACCAUCACCUUUUGAAGAAAAACCUAAUUUUUCCCAGGUUCACAUAAUGGAUGAACACUGGCGGGGAGAAGCACUGCGAGAGAAACUGCGUCACCGUGAGGACCGACUCAAGGCCCAACUUCGACGCUGCAUGUCCAAGCAAGCGGAAGUGUUAAUCAAAGGGAAGCAGCAGACAGAGGGCACGUUACACAGCUUGCGGAGACAAGUCGAUGCACUAGGGGAACUGGUCACCAGCACGUCCGCAGACUCCACGUCACCCAAUGUGUCUCAGCUGGAGUCUUCUUCCCUCGCAGAGGACUGUCAGCUCAGACCAAGCCAGAGCUCCUUCCACCAAGUUCUACAAGGUCCGUCAAAAUCACGAGACAGUUACCGACACUGAUGCCGUUCCCAGCUUCCUGCUCACAGGGGAGAAAAAAUGGUUCAGCCAGAUGAGGAGUAUUGUUUUGCAUAAAUAUUAUGAGGAAAGACCUUCUCCACUACCUCAUGAACUUCAUAGUUGGGAUGCCAUUUGGUUUAUCAAGAUCCAGUGAUUUCAGAUGCUGAAACUUCACUGUAGUUUAUCUUAUUUGUACCAUUAAGGCCAGGGAUUUUUUGUAAAUCAUUUGUACAUAUGGGAAUAGCUAUAUACAAUUUAAACCAGGGUACUAGAUGGUGAGCAUUUUUUUAAAUCUUUGAAAUGUGUUUUUAUAAAACCAAUGAUGAACGUAACUGCAAAUUUGAAUCUGUGAACUGUUAAACUCUAUAGUUACAAAGAACAAAUAUACGUACUUAGGCCCCUCUUCAUUUAUAAGUGUCAAAAGUUAUUUUUGGAUUUGCUUAAAAUCUAUUUUCCUAUGAAAAUAAAAGGUAAAAUAAAAUUGAGGCUGCCUUCUGACUUCGCAUUUCAGAGAUCUAGAGUAGAGCCAUCAUAUUAUUACCUUAAUUCCAAGAAAUGGCAAUCUUUCAAAUGGUCUUCCAUCCUUUGGCUGGAGGUUGAAGUAUAUUGUACCUAUCAAAGAAUAUAUUUCCUCUUAGGAAGUAUCUAUUAUAAAACCAUUACAUUUCAGGUGCUUUCCUCAAUCAAAACUAUUUGAUGGAAAAAGAACUUUGUACUCGAGAGAAUCUGAUCCAAUGGUAAGUUCAAAUUAUGUUUAGACUUUUAUAAUGUUGCAUUACUGUAAUUAAUGGCUUAACUCCUGGUCUGUAAAUAUAUUAUUUUUCUAAACACAAGAGUAGCAACUACUGUCAAAAUCAAAUGUGUGGCCACAGAAUUACUCCCAUGGGAUAGGUGAAGUAUGCGAUUACACGGAGUCGACAGGCUUUAAACUGCUCCCAAGGACUUUUCUAGGCCCCUAGGCAGCCUGACCCAUAAUGCGUAGUAUGCCAUGUUAACCACAAUACAGAAUAGCAGUGUAGCAGUCCCUUACCACUCAUUGAGGUUUAUAUUCCUACAAAGUUGUUUGGCUACAACGGGCCCAUUAAGAUAUGGGAUAUAGUUACAAGGACAACAAUGAAAGUAACAUAAAAUUUACUAGUAUAUUGUAGAUUCUAGAAGGCAUCUAGUUCCAAAACAAAAAUUAGGUAGAAUCUUUUGCACUUAUUGUUUCAUUUUCACAAGUCUUAGAAAAAUGCCUGUAAAAUCCUGGCCUCUUCAGUUAUCAAAAUCCUUCAGGGACCCAUUUUCUUGUUCUAUCCAAGUGCUGAAUGUGAGAGUAAAACAUCUUUCUAAACUGCCACGUGAACACUAUGUAUAUUCCCAAAUAAACAGGAGUGGAAGGUGAUCACAGGUGUUCUGUUUAAGGGUAGUGAACUGAACCACACAACCACACACGAAAAAUCAUACUUAAAACAACAGAUGGGGGGAUGGGGGAAGGUUUUUAAAACUUUUAAGUGUCUUCUGGAAUUAAAGAGGUGAGGCAAUUAGUGUAUGAAGCCAAAUAUCUGGUUCAAAAGACCUUUUUCCAAAGAAACUUUACUACCUCUAAUAUUGAACAUCAUCAAGCAAAGAAAAAAAUAAUAAUCAAGGUUACUGCAUCAAACGCUUUAUUAUCCGUGGAAAAUACUUGAACAUUGUGGAAUGUCUAAUGCAUAAAAAGUACUAAGCACCUAUUAGUCAGGAGGGCCUCUCUUCAUAGGUGCAAGGGCAAUGAGUAACCCAGAGAAGUAUGUGACCACACAAGUAAUACGCUCUCAUGGAUUAAAAAUUAAAAGAAUUUCACAUUCUCUCCAAAGUGCACUUGCCCAGUGUUGGGCACAUGAAUGCUACAAUGACAAUUUGCUCCUCUAUUUUUGAGCACCCAAGUUACACAUGCAAGUAUCAGAAUUUGGCCCCAAGUAGAGUUAAGGGAGAACAUCAGGCACCAAGUGUGCUGAACUCACACC